GAGAUAACAAAUAGGACGCGUGGCUCCGGAGCCCCCGCACUAUUUGCCCAGACGGCAAUCCGCUCCGUUCGAAGCGCUCGUGAGUGCAUCUCUGCUGCGGUGCGUCGCGCGCAGGCUGGAGAGAGAUGACAAGAGCCCCGCGGAACUGGCCAGAAAAAACAUGGAUCUCCGUAAAACGCUGGUGUCGAUGAUUUGGAUAUUAUUGCUGAACAUUGAGGGAGACUGUCACGCCGAGGAAGUGGUGCUGCUGAAUUCUAAAGAGACUCAGGCAGAGCUGGGCUGGACGUCCUAUCCCCCCAACGGAUGGGAGGAAAUAAGCGGCGUAGAUGAGAAGUACAAGCCAAUCCGGACGUACCAGGUGUGCAACGUGAUGGAGCCCACGCAGCAGAACAACUGGCUGCAGACGGGUUGGGUGGCGCGGCGCGGUGGCCAGCGCAUUUUCGUGGAGCUCCAGUUCACGCUGCGUGACUGCAACAGCAUCCCCGGUGUGGCGGGCACGUGCAAGGAGACCUUCAACCUCCUCUACGUGGAGACAGACCGGGACCUCGGCGGCGUGACCCGCGAGGACCGCUACACCAAGAUCGACACCAUCGCGGCGGACGAGAGCUUCACGCAGGGCGACCUGGGCGAGCGGAAGAUGAAGCUGAACACGGAGGUGCGCGAGAUCGGCCACCUCAACCGCAAGGGCUUCCACCUGGCCUUCCAGGACGUGGGUGCCUGCGUGGCCUUGGUGGCCGUGCGAGUGUACUACAAGCGCUGCCUCGCCACCGUCCAGAACCUGGCGGUAUUCCCCGACACGGUGGCCGAGGCGGCCUUCGCCACGCUGGUGGAGGUGCGCGGCGCCUGCGUCAACAACUCCGAGGUUGACACCGACAGCCCUCCCAGGAUGCACUGCAGCGCCGAGGGGGAGUGGCUGGUGCCCAUUGGGAAGUGCAGCUGCAGCGCCGGCUACGAGGAGGGACACAGCAGCUGUGAAGCGUGUCCCCGUGGCUCCUACAAGAUGUCCUCCAGGCAGCAGGAGUGUUUUCCCUGCCCGGCCAACAGCGUCUCAGAGGAGGAAGGAUCUGUGGUGUGUGUGUGUGAGGAGGACCACUUCAGAACCCCCAUGGACACCCCCUCAGCACCAUGCACAAGGCCCCCCUCGCCGCCCAGAGACUUGGUCUACACCCUGAAGCAGUCCACGCUGAUCUUGGAGUGGGCCGCGCCGUCCGACGCAGGAGGCAGGGUGGAUCUGACCUACAGCGUGGGCUGCCGGAGGUGCGUCGGCAGGCAGUGCGAGCCGUGCGGGGCGAGCAUCGGUUUCGUGCCCCAGCAGGUCGGCCUGAUGGAAAGAACGGUGACCGUGGUCAACCUCCUCCCCAACACCAACUACACGUUCACCGUCGAGGCCUUGAACGGCGUGUCGGAGCUGCUGCCCAGCAAGAGGUUCUACACCCAGGUCAAUGUGUCCACAAGCCUGCCAGCCCCGUCUCUGAUCAGUGAGCUGCGAGCGGAGAAGAUCGAGCAGAAGAGCAUAACGUUGGUGUGGAGGUCGCCUUCUUACCCAAACAGCAGCCGCACUGAGUACGAGGUCAAAUACUAUGAGAAGGAACAAAAGGAUCAGAGUUAUUCGACUGUGAAGACAGCCGCCACACGGAUCAGCGUCAACAACCUCAAACCUGGCACCACAUAUGUCUUCCUCAUCCGCCCUUUCUCCACGCCGGCCCCCUCUUCACCCCUGUCUUCCUCCCCUCUAUCAUCCUCCUCUGCGUCCUCCGCCACUUCCUCCUCGUCUUCGUCGCUGUCCUCCUCUUUGUUGUCCUCCUCCUCCUCCUCUCCGCCACCCAUCGACUAUGGAGCGUACAGCGCUCCCCUGGAGCUGCAGACACUUGGUGAAUUGGCGCUGGCGUCCAGUGAACAGAGUCCAGUGGUGAUCAUCGUCGUCGUGUCCGUGGCCGCCCUCAUCAUGCUGCUCUCCAUGGGAGUUGGCCUGCUCAUCUGGAGGAGCAGCGUCUGCUCGAGCUCCUCCAAUGUAACUCCUGCUAGCGUGGUGCUGCUUUCGACCUCCUUCUCCACUCUUCCUCCUCCUCCUCCUCUUCUUUCUCCUCUUCCUCCCUUCACACAGCUGAUGCCCAGACAAUGCGGCUACAGCAAAGCUUCUCAAGAGGGAGACGAGGAACUUUACUUCCAGUUUAAGAUCCCUACACGGAGGACCUACAUUGACCCAGAGACCUGCGAUGACCUGCUGCAGGCCGUGCACGCCUUUGCCAAAGAGCUGGACAACUCGAGCAUCAAGAUAGAGAGAAUUGUGCACACAGGCGACUUUGGGGAGGUGUGUCGCGGCUGCCUGAAGCUCCCCAGUAAGAGAGAGCUGCCGGUGGCCAUUAAGACAUUACGGGCUGGCUGCUCUGACAAACAGCGGCGCUCCUUUCUCAGCGAGGCCGGCAUCCUGGGGCAGUUCGACCACGCCAACAUCAUCCGGCUGGAGGGCGUCAUCACCACCGGGAACACCAUGAUGAUCAUCGUGGAGAGCCUGACAAACGGGGCCUUGGAUUCCUUCCUUAGGAAGCACGAAGGCCAGUUGAGUGUAAUGCAGCUGAUGGAUCUGCUGACUGGUGUGGCAUCGGGGAUGAAGUACCUCACCGAUAUGGGCUUCAUCCACAAACGGCUGGCCGCACACAAGGUGCUGGUUAACUCCAACCUGGGCUGCAAGGUUUCUGGCUUCAGACCUCUUCAGGAGGACAAGAUAGAGGCCAUCUACACCACACAGCACGGAGGGAAGAGCGUGGUGCUGUGGACCGCUCCCGAGGCCAUCCAGUACCAUCGCUUCUCCUCGGCCUCAGAUGUCUGGAGCUUCGGCAUCGUCAUGUGGGAGGUCAUGUCCUAUGGAGAGAGACCCUACUGGGAUAUGGGCAACCAGGACGUGAUCAAGGCCAUCGAGGACGGCUUCAGGCUGCCGGCUCCGGUUAACUGCCCUCCGCAUCUCCAUCAGCUGAUGCUGGACUGUUGGCAGAAGGAGAGGACAGAGAGGCCCAGCUUCAGCCAGAUCCACUCGGCCCUCAGCAAGAGCAUUCGCUCCCCCGACGGCAUCGGCUCCUCCACGUUGGCACGCAGAACCCUGAGUUCAUCCAUUACUCUAGCAGAGAGGCCUCUGCCCUCCUUCCCGUCCUUUAACUCGGUGGGAGAGUGGCUGGACGCGGUGGACAUGGGCCGGUACAAGGACAACUUCACCGCUGCAGGAUACUGCUACUUGGAGUCUGUGGCACGAAUGACUGUACAAGAUGUAUUGAGUCUUGGCAUCACCUCCCUUGAGCACCAGAAGUUGAUACUGGCUGCCAUCCAGACCCUCAGAGCCCAGGUGAUCCAAAUGCACGGCCGCGGUGUGCAGGUCUAACAAGCAGUCGACAUGCCUACUCUGCCACUGCUGCUGCAGACCCACUCGUGUGCACAGACGGAUGACGGAGGAGAGAGAGAGAGAGAGAGAGAGAGAGAGAGAGAGACCUAUUCCAAACUGAAGGAAUGAUGAGCAGAUCUUCCAGCUCAACUGCGCUCUAUCUACUCCUCCUUCCCACGCUUCCUCAUGCCUUCCUUGAUUCCUUACUUCCUUUUUUUUCUAUGAAUCCCCUCAGAGACGAGCGGCGUUACUGUCGCGUUUGAGGGAUAGCAGAGGAGUGAUGUCACCUGACCUUUUUUUUGUGACUUCUAUCUGCAUUUCAAUAACUGUCAGCUCCACCUCACUGGCUCUGGAUCAGUGCGUAAAGACACGUGAAAUGUUGUCUCAAGCAGGAGGGGCUCUGCCUGAAGCUGACCUCUGAGCAGGAGGCGGGCACGGAUGCAGUGCGCUGCAAACACGCCGGUUAUGGACUGGUGCUCAAAGACACGUUAACAUUUUGGAUGGAAUUUCCCUUUAUCACAGCAUUGAUUCACUAAAAACUUCAAGUCGCCAAAGCCAGGAGCGAUUGUACUGGUCCUGGAUCAAAUCACUCUCCUCUCAUAGAACUGGCACAGCUGAUUCAAGCAGGAAGUGAUUUACUAAGCGGAUACAGAAUCAUAUCAUUGUACGUCAGAGCUGAUCUCAUAUCAGAUGGUAAAGAGACAUGUUUGAAACAAGUUUAAACAUGGCUGCAGUAGCUUAAGAAGACUGUGCUGUCCCAUGUCAAGGGACAAGAGUUGGAUGAGUCCUCUAAAGAGGCUCAAUGAAACGGGGCUAGCAUCCAGUACAGUCCUAUAGUCGGUGUAUAAAGUGUGCUGACAUGAUGGACAAAGCUACUGUAGCUUAUGGGGGAUGAUAUACUGUACUUUCAGGAACGUCAACCUGUGUGUUCUUCUUCUUCUUUGGGGCUACUGAUGGUUGCUGCAGGAUACAAUUAUAAAGGUUGGACGUGUGUUUGAUUGUCAUUAGUUUGUGGUAUGUUGUCUGUUUCACUACACUCCAUCAUUGUAUCUUCUUAUUUCCUUUGUAUCUGGUUGUUUCUGUUUGCAUUUAAAACAUCUACCGUUCCCUUUAGCCUGCUGAAUGUCAUCUCGGUAACACAAUCCUCCUCUCCAAAGCCUCUCUCACGACCAUGUUUAAUACUCUGCAUUGAGCACGGGCCACCUCUGGAAGAUGGCCUGCUUCAGAUAUUUAUUUAUGUUUACAGACUGUAGCACACAGCUCUGCAGAAAAGAGGUGAGGAGCGUUUAUUUAACUUAUGGUAUUUGGAAGAAGAAAAAAAAAAAAGUCAAGCAAAGGAGUUAUGGCCUCGUGUUUUGUUUCUGUUUAGUUGAUUUUUAUGUGACUGAGUUUAUAUCUGAACAAAUUAGUUGUUUGUACACAGGAAGUGAGAGGAACACUGGAGGGUUUUUACUGUCAGCACACAGUAUCUGUGUAUUCUUCUUGAACACUGGAGUUGGUACAGUUAAGUUUAGGUCCAUAAUCAUUGGAUUUGCUGUAUACACUACGGUGCGUGCGUGUGUGUGUGUGUUGCAGUAAGGACACAGUAUUAAGGAAUGUCUAAUGGACUUUUUGAUUUUCUCUUUGUAGCUGUUGGAUUAUCAUGUUUAAUUUUAUAUUCUAUGUUGCUGUGAAUAUCAUGCUGUCAUACUACAUGGUUGCACUUUUCCCCCAGAUAACUCCUAAAAUACUCUGUACAGUGAUCUGCCCCCCCCACCCUUUCUCUGACCAAUUCUAUACUUGAGACUUAAAGGAUGACGUUUAUCGGGGCAUUAUUUGAUUAUCAUACAUUUUCACAAAACAAGGUACAUACAUUUUUGACUGGAAUAUUGUUACCGUUUUAUCUUUGGUGCAAAAUCAGUUUUUGUUCGUUCUCCUUGUACUCCUCGCUGUAACCGUUUUGUCAAAUCAGUAAACUCAUGUCCUUAUAGAUGUUAUCACGCACAUGUUAACAUCUGAAGAAACACUGGUCUCUUUGACACACACACACACACACCCACACCACAAACUGGACCUCGUCACCACGAUGAAUGAAACUUUCACAUCUCUAUCCCCCCCUCUGUUACUGUGACCAUUAUGAUAUAUGUUUAAUACUGUAAAUAUGUAUUUGAAAAUGCGAAAUCUAUUUUUAUAAUUUGUUUGAAGAACAAUGUGUUGGAAUAUAAUAUAUGCUCACUGUGUAAGGGUUUUAUUUGUUUGAAUUUAGGGCCAUAGCCAAGAAACUCUGGUGUUUGGAAUAUAAAAGUGGAAAAAAAAAAUCUUUUUGUUAGUUUUUGAUGAUUUUUACCUGUUAAAAGAAAAUCUGAUGGCUGUUGCAAUAUUGAAACAUGUUAUUAAAAAAUCUCCAAUCCAGGCAAA
Anarrhichthys ocellatus (wolf-eel) is the source of this 5770-nucleotide messenger RNA. RefSeq names its product EPH receptor A10 (gene epha10). The transcript has 19 exons. The record is from RefSeq and is a predicted model, not a curated record. NCBI's taxonomy places the organism in Eukaryota, Metazoa, Chordata, Actinopteri, Perciformes, Anarhichadidae. Gene Ontology annotation, cellular component: dendrite; plasma membrane. Gene Ontology annotation, molecular function: protein binding; transmembrane-ephrin receptor activity; ATP binding. Bases 161 to 3373 code for a protein of 1070 amino acids. Gene Ontology annotation, biological process: ephrin receptor signaling pathway; axon guidance; protein phosphorylation.